Miscanthus lutarioriparius is the source of this 771-nucleotide messenger RNA. The record is from the annotation of a GenBank genome assembly. Lineage: Eukaryota; Viridiplantae; Streptophyta; Magnoliopsida; Poales; Poaceae.
AUGGCGUCCACCUCCUGCUUCCUCCACCAGUCCACCGCCCGCCUCGGCGCGUCGCCGCGCGUCGCAGCCCCGCGCAGCAGCCAGCUGUUCGUCUGCAAGGCCCAGAAGCAGGACGCCGCCGCGGAUCAGAGCGACGUCUCUCGCCGCGCCGCGCUCGCGCUCCUCGCCGGCGUCGCCGCCGUCGGCGCCAAGGUGAGCCCCGCCGCCGCCGCCUACGGAGAAGCAGCCAACGUGUUCGGCAAGGUCAAGACGAACACGGACUACAUCGCGUACAGCGGCGACGGGUUCAAGCUGCUGAUCCCGUCCAAGUGGAACCCCAGCAAGGAGCGGGAGUUCGCGGGGCAGGUGCUCCGCUACGAGGACAACUUCGACGCCAACAGCAGCGUGUCCGUCAUCAUCCAGCCCACCUCCAAGAAGACCAUCACCGAGUACGGCUCCCCCGAGGAGUUCCUCUCCCAGGUCGACUUCCUGCUCGGCAAGCAGGCCUUCGGCGGCAAGACCGACUCCGAGGGUGGGUUCGAGACCGGCGCUGUGGCCACCGCCAACGUCCUGGAGAGCUCCACGCCCGUGGUGGACGGCAAGCAGUACUACAGCGUGUCGGUGCUGACGAGGACGGCGGACGGAGACGAGGGCGGCAAGCACCAGCUCAUCACGGCCACCGUCUCCGACGGCAAGCUCUACAUCUGCAAGGCGCAGGCCGGCGACAAGAGGUGGUUCAAGGGCGCCAGGAAGGGCGUCGAGAAGGCCGCCGCCUCCUUCAGCGUCGCAUAA